AUAAAAACAUUUCAACACUUAUAUGGUCCGUCUUCGUUGGUUUUGACGAACAGAGGAAUAAAACAGGGAGCCAACAUAAUCCUAAAAUCCUCCUCCUUUUACCGUUUGGAGGUGGUUGAAAGAACCACCGAUCCCUUUUUAUCUUCCUUCCCGAUUCAAUCAAACAAAAAAUCUCGUAUCCAGUUUCAUCUUCGGACCCCCAUUCUGUUUCUGAAUCCUUCGGCCCGUUCAUCGAUUCGUUUCUUGAUCAUCUAAAUCCAAUAACCCACAAAUUUCGCGAGAAAUUGGUCCGAAUUGUUUGUAGAUUCUCCGAUCCCAUGUGCAGGAAUUGAGGGUUACAAUAAACCUUAAUCGGGCUCGGAGAGAAGAUGGGUGCCAUGUCGAAGAGAGUGAUGCCGAUUUGCGACAGCCUGUGCGUCUGUUGCCCGGCAAUGCGGCCGAGAUCGCGGCACCCUGUGAAGCGAUACAAGAAGCUCUUGGCUGAUAUAUAUCCAAGAAAUAUGGAUGAAGAGCCCAAUGAUCGAAAAAUCAGUAAACUGUGUGAAUAUGCUUCAAAGAAUCCUCUUCGAGUCCCCAAGAUUACAAGCUUACUCGAGGAAAAGUGCUAUCGGGAAUUGAGACAUGAACACUUCAAGCGUAUAAAAGUUAUCAUGUGUAUCUACCGAAAAUUGAUUUUAUCUUGUCAACAACAAAUGCCAUUGUUUGCUGGUAGUUUUCUCAAUGUCAUACACAUUUUGUUGGAUCAAGCAAGGCAUGAUGAAAUUCGAAUAAUUGGUUGCCAGGCACUUUUUGACUUUAUAAACAGCCAGAAGGAUGGAACCUAUAUGUUUAACUUUGAAGGUUUGAUUCCAAAGCUUUGUAAUAUGGCUCAAGAGAUGGGAAACGGUGAAAAUAUCCGGCGUUUACACUGUUCUAGUCUUCAAGCGCUUUCUUCUACAAUUUGGUUCAUGGGUGAAUUCUGUCACAUCUCAACUGAUUUUGGCAAUGUUGUCUCUGCUGUCCUUGAAAAUUAUCAAGAUCCUGACGAUAACAGAGUCUGUCAAACUCAGUCUGGUCAGGAUACCCAGAACUCAGCCGAUCAUCAACACAAGCAAGUUCCUUCAUCAUCAGAUGCCAUGAAAAGGACCAUUUCUUGGAGGAAGAUUGUCAAUGAUAAAGAUUAUUUAACCACAGAAGAUACUGGAAACCCGAAAUUCUGGUCCACGGUUUGCUUGCAUAACAUGGCAAAGUUGGCCAGAGAGGCUACAACUGUACGGCGAGUUCUUGAGGCUCUAUUUUGUUACUUUGAUCGAGGCAACCUAUGGUCUCUUGAGUCUGGACUUGCACUUCCUGUACUGCUCGACAUGCAAUCAAUAGUAGAAAAUUCUGGGCACAAUCCUCAUUGCUUACUAUCCACCGUGAUCAAGCAUCUUGAUCAUAAGAAUGUUCUGAGGAACCCAAGAAUGCAAGUGGACAUUGUUCAAGUUGCUACCUCUCUGGCUAAAGUGACCAAGGCCCAGCCAUCUGUGAUGAUUGUUGGUGCAUUCAGUGAUAUGCUGAGGCAUUUGAGGAAAAGCAUACACUGCUCUCUUGGUGUCUCGGAACUUGGUGAGGAAAUAAUUCAAUGGAAGAAGAAGUUGCAUACUGCCAUAGAUGAGUGCCUUGUUCAACUGUCUUAUAAGAUUGGAGAUGCCGGGCCAGUGCUGGAUGUCAUGGCUGUAAUGUUGGAAAACAUUUCGAAUGCAACUGUGGCAAGAAAUUCAAUCGCAGCCGUCUAUCGUGCUGCUCAGAUCGUUGCCCUCUUGCCAAAUAAAUUGUAUCAAAACAAGGCUUUCCCCGAAGCAUUAUUUCAUCAGAUUCUUUUAACCAUGGUCUCUCCAUACCAUGAAACAAGGGUGGGAGCCCAUCGUAUAUUUUCCGUUGUUCUUGUUCCAUCAUCUGUUUGCCGGCAAACUGAUUUCACCAGCCAGUGUUCGGCUAACCGCGCUGCUGACAUGGAAAUGGCACUUUCUAGAUCGGUUUCUGCCUUCUCUUCUUCAGCAGCUCUAUUUGAUAGAUUGAUGAACGAACAGUAUUCUUCACAAACAUCUGCUGAACAAGCUGACGGAUCUUUAAUAGAUAUCGAAUCAAAGUCCAAGGAACAAUCCUUACUGACACGACUGAAAUCAAGCUACAGUAGAAAGUAUACUACUAAAAGACAUUCUCUUCCUCCUGUUUUGGGUAAUAUGGAGAAUGAGAAGGGAGUAUCACUUAAACUGAAAAACCGGCAAGUCAGCCUCUUGCUCUCUUCAAUCUGGGUGCAGGCAACCUCCAAGUUGAAUACACCUGCAAAUUAUGAGGCAAUUGCACAUACGUACAGCUUGAUAAUGCUAUUUUCACGAAACAAGAAGUCUAGGCAUGAUACUCUUAUUCAAGGUUUUCAGCUAGCGGUUUCGCUAAGGAGUAAAUCUCUUCAAAGAGGCGAGCUUAAACCAUGUCGUCAGAGAGCGCUUUUUACUUUGGCUACAUCAAUGAUCAUUUUCUUAUCAAAAGUUUACAAUUUUCUUCCUCUUCUCUACUCUGCCAAGGCUGCAUUAAGGGAUGAGAUUGCGGAUCCUUUUCUCCGGUUGGUGGAUGACUGCAGGUUGCAAGCUUUACAUAAUGAAAUUGUAGCAGAUGACGUGGUAAAAGUUUUCAGUUCAAAAGAAGACGAUGAAGAUGCGCUGAGGUCACUUUCAUUGAUAAACAUUAGCGGUGACCAAUCUCCAGAAGCUUUUGCUUCGAUGAUUUUGGAAAAUUUGGGAAAACUCUCUGAUGCUGAAAUGUCCAAUAUCAAGGAACAAUUGCUUAAAGAUUUUACUCCUGACAAUGUAUGCCCAUUGGGAGUGCAGCUAGUCGUGAAUUCACCAUGCAGAAUCUACCAACACGGUUCUAAAGAAAUUUCUGAAGAGGCCGAUCAUGCAAUGUUUUCAAUAAGCGACGACUGCCCCACUGAUUCUUUUGGCAGUCAAACAGAUUCAAGCUCACAGUUAACUAUGGAGAAUCCCAGUUUAUUGAGUGUCGACCAAUUCAUGGAUAUGGUUUCUGUAACAACAAAAGAGGUUGGACAAGACUCGACUAUAACCCCAUCGGACUUGCCAUUCAAGGAUAUGGCAAGUCAAUGUGAAGCUCUUCAGGUCGGCAAGCAGCACGUCAUGUCAAGCGUCACGGUUUCCCCAGCAAGCUCCUGCCAUGACGACAGCAACAAGCCAUCCGAUUCAUGUCAUCAGUCGGGAUCUGUUACUGCACAAUCGGUCACAGCUGAUCCCGUGCAAUGUGGAGACGAGCUCCAGCAUUAUCCCAACACAUUCCAUCUCCCGGCUUCUAGUCCUUACGACAACUUCUUGAAGGCUGCUAAUGGUUAAUGCUGAGUUCUCUGAUGUUGUCUUAAAAUCUUCCUCGAGUAAUUAUUUGUUGAUUGUUUUGUUAAAAGGGGAUUCUUUGUCACACUUGGGCUCCAUGGAGCACAUGUAUAGCUUUGAUGAUGAUUGUAAUAAACUUGUUCUUAUUUGGUUCUGAUGACAACAUGUAUACGGAAUAAAAGAGAAAAAUAUUGGGGUUCUUUUUAA
Molecule: messenger RNA, 3566 nt
Organism: Andrographis paniculata
Lineage: Eukaryota; Viridiplantae; Streptophyta; Magnoliopsida; Lamiales; Acanthaceae
Product: protein SEMI-ROLLED LEAF 2-like
Exons: 19
Coding region: 369-3362 (997 amino acids)
Source: RefSeq, a predicted model, not a curated record